AAUAUACUGUUUGUCAAAUAGAGAUAAAGAAUGAUUAAAUCAUUCUUCAAGUUAAAUAUUAAUUCUGUAAAUUAGUGAGUAAUGAAUGUUUGUAUAUGGUACGUCAUAUUUGAUUAGGAAUUAGUGACCAAAUAUAUAUGUAUUAUACUCAUUUACAGAUAAACCAGUAAACUAAUUGUAGAUUAUAUCAAUAAACAUAGUUUUAUUAAUAAACGAAGUGAUCAACAAAAAUAUUUUUAAAUCCUGUUAUGAAAAUCAGCUAGAAAUGCUGCCACCCCUUAAACAGCAAAUUUGAGCAUUCUUAUCUUAUCUCAACUACCUUUGGACCCUUUACCACUUCAGUUCACGAAACAACAGUUUCAAAUAAGCCUUCACUAACAAAGUUAAGUUUAGUAAAUUAUAAAGCCGCCAUAUUGGAUUUACAGUUACAAAAUGGCACCCCCACCAGAGAGGGUGAUGUUCCUCAUAGGAUUUGGAUUAUCUUGCGCUGCAGUCGUGUGUAACAUUAUCGGCUUCUCUAGCCCAUUCUGGUUCCAGUCUUACCCCUCUGCCCAUAGCACAUUCAGGAGUAUAGGGCUGUGGCAAGCAUGUUUUCAGAACUUCCAGCAUCCAGCCGAUUACAUUGGGAAGCUUUAUACAGGAUGUUGGUGGAUCUUCCACACUGAAUACUGGAAUAUGCGCGACUGGCUCCUGCCACCGUUUUGCUCACCGUAUUGGUUUCAAUCAUGGCCAAGAGUACACAGUGAAUUCAAAAGAAUUGGACUUUGGGAGGCUUGUUUUGCCGGAUUUAUUCACCCAAGAGAUGAAUUAGGAAAAGCCUAUCAUGGCUGUUGGUGGACCUUCUCAAAAGAAUACUGGAAUAUCAGGGAUUGGUUACUUCCCCCCUGGUUUAUCUCCGUACAAGUGAUGGUGACAGGAACUUUGAUCUGCCAACUGGUCGGAGCAAUAUUAUUAGUAGCGUAUUUCCUCAGAUGUUGCCGACCACAGACGGAAGCUUUUGCUCUGUUUGUUUCCGCUGGGCUCCAGUUUGUAUGUGCUUUUCUGAUGGGAGUAUCUGUGCUGGUGUUUGGUGUUAUGGCAAAGGAGGACAGAACAUGGAUGCCCCGACCUGAACUGAACUAUAUGUCCUGGAGCUAUGGACUUGCUGUGUUAUCAGCCUUCUUUGCAUUCUUCUCGGGGCUGGCAUUGGCAGUACAAGGAAUGAUAGUGAAAGAGAGAGCUCUUGAGAAGGAGGGUCAUGAAAUGGCACCUCUGCCACCCAAGAUCUAAUAUUUCCGUCAUCUAUUGCUUAUAAACAAUUUAGCUUUUGUAACAUUCCAUUUUUCAUAUAACAAGACAUUCCUAAUGUUGAAGUGAACUGUGUCUACUUGCUUGUAAUUUAUAUCAAUUUGGUUAUUUCAAACAUUUGAAAAAGACAGGAUUUG
Messenger RNA from Owenia fusiformis, 1424 nucleotides. NCBI's taxonomy places the organism in Eukaryota, Metazoa, Annelida, Polychaeta, Sabellida, Oweniidae. The record is from the annotation of a GenBank genome assembly.